AUGGACGCGGUCGUCAAGGUGUUCUGCACGCACACCGAGCCCAACUACAGCUUGCCGUGGCAGCGCAAGCGUCAGUCGGCGUCCACGAGCAGCGGGUUCGUCAUACCCGGGCGGAGGGUGCUCACCAACGCGCACAGCGUCGAGCAUCACACGCAGGUGAAGCUCAAGAAACGCGGCAGCGACGUCAAGUACGUGGCCAAGGUGCUGGCCAUAGGCGUCGAGUGCGACCUCGCGCUCCUGACGGUGGAGGACGACGACUUCUUCGAGGGGAUCGCGCCGGUGCAGUUCGGCCCGCUCCCGCACCUCUCCGCGCCGGUCAGUGUCAUCGGCUAUCCCAUCGGCGGGGUGGCGAUUUCCAUAACAUCCGGGGUGGUUUCCAGGACGGAGGUUACCAACUACGCGCACGGAGGCAUCGAUCUCUUGGGGGUCCAGAUCGACGCGGCGAUCAACUCGGGAAAUAGCGGCGGACCCGCGUUCAACUCGAAGGGCGAGUGCGUCGGCGUGGCGUUUCAGAGUUUGAAGCACGACGACGCCGAGAACAUCGGCUACGUCAUACCGACGCCCGUCAUUCACCAUUUCAUCACCGACUACGACAGGAACAAAACGUACACGGGGUUCCCCUCGCUGCCGUUCUCGUGGCAGAGGGUGGAAUCGCCGGCGAUGCGCAAGUGGCUCAAGAUGCGGACCGGGCAGAAGGGUGUCCUGAUCAGCGCGGUGGAGCCGCUGAUGAAGGACAAGAUAAACCUGAAGAAAAACGACGUCCUCGUGUCCAUCGACGGGACGGACAUCGCGAGCGACGGAACCGUGCCGUUCCGCGCGGGCGAGCCCAUAACCUUCAACUACCUCGUCAGCGAGAAGUACGUCGGAGAGAGCGCGCAGGUGAGGUACCUACGGGACGGUAAGAUGCAGGAGUGCUCAAUCACGUUCAACGCGAUGAAACGUCUGGUGCCCUGGCACAUAGAGGGCACGCCGCCCUCCUAUUUCAUCGCCGGGGGUUUGGUGUUCACCACCGUGUGCGUUCCUUUUCUGAAGAACGAGUACGGCAAGGACUACGACUUCGACGCGCCGGUGAAGCUCCUGGAGAAGUUCUGCCACGGGCGGGUGGAGGAGGAAGGGCAGCAGGUUGUCAUAUGCGCGCAGGUGCUCGCCGCCGAGGUUAACCGCGGGUACGAGGAUCUUCACAACACCAUCGUGCAGAGCUUCAACGGCGUGAAGAUCUUCAACCUCAAGCAACUGGCGCAGGCGGUGGAGUCGAGCAAGGACGAGUUCAUGAGGUUCGAGCUGGACCACGAGAUAUCGGUCGUCAUGGACACCAAGGCGGCGAACUCGGCGACAAAGGCGAUACUCAAGACGCACGCGAUUCCAUCCGCAAAAUCCGCCGACCUGCGCUGA
This is a messenger RNA of Micromonas commoda, 1392 nucleotides long. RefSeq lists its product with no specific name. Gene Ontology annotation, biological process: proteolysis. Lineage: Eukaryota; Viridiplantae; Chlorophyta; Mamiellophyceae; Mamiellales; Mamiellaceae. The record is from RefSeq and is a predicted model, not a curated record. Bases 1 to 1392 code for a protein of 463 amino acids. The transcript has a single exon. Gene Ontology annotation, molecular function: protein binding; serine-type endopeptidase activity.